AUAUAAUGCGCUCAGUGUGUGACAAUUUAACCUUCUUUUUUUUCAAAUGUUUAGUGUGACAGUUGAAACUAGCCAUCAAAGUGUCACGGCUCUUCCCGUUGGAUGCCGUACACCCUCGGUAGGCGAAAAUCACCUGUCAGCAUUGGUUGUACGUCUUUACCUCCUUUAGUUUAAUAUGGAAGGAAACUUUUUCGGAUUAUGGGGGCUCGUGGUUUCCUUUGCUCUUGGACUGCUACUUCCCGCGGGGGUGACGAGUCACGGGCGGAUGAUCGAGCCCCCCAUGAGAUCGAGUAUGUGGCGGUUUGGAUUUAACACGCCGAAGAAUUACGACGACAAUGGACUUAAUUGUGGCGGCUUUGUGAAUCAACACCACUUCCAAGAUGGCAGGUGCGGGGUGUGUGGAGAUCCCUGGCAGGGACCAAGGCGGAAUGAACCAAACGGUACCUACGCCACAGGAACUAUUACCCGGCGGUACCGUACGGGGCAGAAAAUACCCCUCGUCCUUGACAUCACCUCGAACCACAAGGGUUACUUCGAGUUCCGAAUAUGUCCGUGGAAUGACCCCAAGCACGCCGUGGACCAACUGUGCCUGGACAAACACCCUGUCCGUGUGGAAGGGUCGGGGUUGCGCUACCCCCUCACUCUACAGGGACCUUUUGUGAUGGUCAACUUGACUGGGCAGCUUCCGGACAACCUGACCUGUGCCCAGUGUGUCUUGCAGUGGAGGUGGGUUGGAGGUCAGCAUAUGGGUAUCAAGGACGGCCGCGAGUGCAUGGGGUGUGGCAAACAAGAACAGUGGCACAACUGUGCUGACGUUGCCAUAGGAAACGACUAUCCCCUGUACGAGAUGGGCCAACCUGGACAUAUUCAGGGAACCGUGUCGCCACCCACAGUUUCCACCCCUUCGACUGCACAUCCUGUUGUGCCUGGAGGUCAAGAUGUCAAAACUAAUGAGGUCAAGGUCAAGAACUUUGCACGUCAGCCCUCAUCAGGUGGGCGAUUAGGGGCACCAACACCUGUAGAAAUCACUGCAGAAGCUUACAACGGAAUGAACAUAGGAAUGCCCGCUCGGAAAGUAUCGAGGUUUGAACCUAAGAUACAGCCUGCUGUUACUCUUCCUCCAGACAAGGGGCCGUUGAAAACGUAUUUAGCAGGCACCGCUCCCCCGCCACAACCUCUGAUCAUCUCAUCGUCAGAUCUCUUCUUCCAGAAGCCGGCUGAGCCAGACGUUGGCGUGAAAGAUGCACAAGUCCCAGAUCCACAGGAGGAUCCGAAUCUUUCCAGGGGGGUCAGUUUUACUUCGUUAAUGAAAAGAAAUAACAAUAAUCGCAGCAGUGUGCCCACUAGUUUCGGGCACGUCCAAGCAAGUGCAGGCACCUCGCAGUUCAUGAAAGUUUCACUUCAGUCUCUGACGGGGAGCCCUACCAAACAUGUGAACUCUUUCACGGGGAAAUCCUUCCUAAGCCGAUUUGGUAGCUAUCCUUACAGAAUGUACAAUUCAAAGGAUGAAACACCGUCUGUCCUCAUAUCAAGCCAAUCUAGUUCGUCUAGAUCCUUUCACAAAAAGCCACCAUCUGUAUCUACAGUUUCCAGAGCAAAUCAGAAUGGUGCAAUACAAAAACAAGCGCCUGUCGACCUUCCGCAGGAAAACAUUCCUCUUAUAACGAACAAAAAACAACCAAGAGUCCCUUCUACACCUAUAACUACUUACCCGACCACUACAAGUACAACUACUACAACUACAACUACCACUACGACUACUACAACCACGACUACUUCACCAACUACAACAACUACUCCUAUUACAACAACCACUUCUUUGACGAAAACUGCUAUAUUUUGGACUACAAGUACAAAAGGAACUCCCACCACCACUACCACCACUUCAACAACUGAAAGACCACCAACAACAACUGAAAGACCACCAACAACAACAAAUGAAAUACCACCAACAACAACAACAAUAACUGAAAUGCCUCCUGCAGUCCCUUUUACUCAAGGCUAUUUCAUUACAGAUGCGCCUCUAGUUUCCACAUACGGCCACAAUUUCGUCCCGUACGUCACAAACUACUACCCGACAGAGCUCUACUACAUCACAAACGACCUCACUCCCAACGCGCCACCCGGUGAGUACCUUGGUACGACUCCUAUUCCUGUAGCUCUGGGUCCAUACGCAGCUGAUGUCCCCAUCGAGUCACGACCAUCUCAACACCCAGCAGCACCGACAAAGACAGCAACCAAAACACCAGAUGUCAACGCUUCGGCAACAACAUCAUCGCCAGAAAGUUUCAGUGAGUAUGGGGUACUGACUAACAAUAACCCAGUGUUUGUGCCGUCCAACGCUAUAGUGGACCCUAAUCAACCGUGGAUGACACACCAGGACCACCUUGCAUCAAUGUCUUCCCAAAUGUCCAAUGUCCCUCCCAGAUUCGUCCCUUAUCAAAUAGCUAUGAUGAACGGUCAAGUAAUAGUUCCACCUGGAAUGUCACAAGCUCAAGCACAAGCACAAGCACAAGCACAAGCCCUGGUACAAGCACAGGCCCAGACCCGGGUACAAUCACAAGCACAUGCUCAAACUCGGGCACAAGCACGGGGUCAAGCACAGGGUCAAGCACAGGUACAAGCUCGAGCACAGCGCAUGAUGCUGAAUCAGCAGAGGAUGAUGGCUAUGCGAGCCUCUGCGGUGAACGGUGGACCUGCGAAUUUCAACAUGAUGACCCAGGGCCCAAGAUCCACAACUUUCAACGCCCAACCCACCAAUAGGAACUACCCCAUGUGGGGUCAACAGGUGCUUCCACGUGAACUAGAGGGUGUUCCAGGACCUAUGUGUGCCUCGGGACGGUCCAUCUGCAGAGGGAAGGGGGUAUGGGCGAACAUGCAGAACUUUGACCGGUACUGUGCCACGCAGUGCAUGAUGGGACUUUGUCCCUUCAACCUGUGCAUCUGCGCAUGUCCGGGGGAGGAGUUUAUCAGGCAGGAUUGUCGGAGCUGGAUUGACACAAACCACAUGAACAGAUGGUGUGAACAGAAUUGCAUGGGGGGAUUUUGUCCAGCUGAAAUCUGUUACUGUAAAAUCUAGCAAUACAUGAUAUCUGACACAUAUGUCAAGAGUUAAUUUAUUUUUCAACCAGUUUUGUCUUUAAUGAAGUCUCUUUGGGGUGGUGGACAUAUCAUAAAAACAGCCUAGUAAUCAUCUCCGCACUACUAUGCUGGUAGCUCAACAAUGAAUUCUGCACUAUGUUUCUUUGUGUGUGGUAAUCGAUUGACGGUAUAAAUAAACGUUUUAUCCAGUA
Haliotis rufescens (red abalone) is the source of this 3293-nucleotide messenger RNA. Its product is annotated as mucin-5AC-like. The transcript has 3 exons. The record is from RefSeq and is a predicted model, not a curated record. Lineage: Eukaryota; Metazoa; Mollusca; Gastropoda; Lepetellida; Haliotidae. The coding region runs from base 176 to 3079 and encodes 967 amino acids.